AUGGAAACUCUUGUAUGCAAAUAUUUUUCUCUCAUAUGUGAUGGUUCAAUCUAUGUGACACAAUACUUUGCAAUUGUAUCAAUAAUUUUGAUAUCCCUUUUCUUUUAUUUGAGAUCCAAUGGUGUCUACCUUGUUGACUAUGUUUGUUAUUCACCUCCUAAUCAUUUAAGAGUUCCUCACUCCCAUUUCGUAGAACACUCUGAAUUUUGCAACUUUGACCAAGAUAUCUUAGACUUUGAAAUGAGAGUGUUGGAAAGAUCAGGGAUUGGAGAUGAGUCAUGCAUGCCACCACCAGUUCAUGAAAUCCCACCAAAUUGUUCUUUGAGGAAUGGAGUUGCAGAGAUGGAAAUGGUUCUUUUCGAAAUUGUUAAAGACCUUUUGUCCAAGCACAAUGUUCAUCCCAAAAGCAUUGAUAUCCUUGUCUCAAAUUGCAGCUUGUUCUGUCCCACACCCUCAAUUCCAUCCAUGAUCAUUAACAGAUUUGGACUCAGAAGCAACAUAAAGAGUUUCAACCUCAGCGGAAUGGGCUGCAGCGCCGGAAUAUUGUCGAUAAGCUUGGUGAAAGAUCUUCUCAGAGUUCAUAAGAACUCAUUGGCUUUGGUUCUAACCACGGAGGCUAUAGCUCCGAAUGGAUACCAAGGGAAAUCGAAGUCCAAGAUUAUGACGAACGUGUUAUUCCGAAUGGGGGGAGCAGCGAUCUUAAUUUCUAACAGAAAACAGGACAAGAAAAUCGCCAAGUAUGAACUUCAACAUCUUGUGAGAACCCAUUUAGGAUCAGACGAAAAAGCAUACAAAUCUGUGUACCAGGAUCCUGAUAAAGAUGGUGUCGUUGGUGUUUCCUUGUCACGUGAGCUUCUUCGCGUUGCUGGGUCGGCUUUGAGGACCAACAUGAGAGAGCUAGGCCCUCUUGUCCUACCAUAUUCGGAGCUGCUUCGCUACGUAUGGUCAGCAAUUCAAACAAAACUCUUGCCAUCAGGAGACCAGAAAAAAAUCUAUCUACCGAAUUUCAGGAAGGCGUUCCAGCAUUUUUGCAUUCAUGCAGGGGGCAAAUCGGUUAUUGACGCCAUAGAAGAGAGUUUGAAGCUGCAGAAGGAAGACGGAGAAGCGUCUAGGAUGGCGUUGUAUAGAUUCGGCAACACUUCAUCUUCUUCUGUAUGGUAUGAACUGUGCUAUUUGGAGGCAAAAGGAAAGGUAAAGAAAGGAGAUAGGGUUUGGCAAAUUGGAUUUGGAAGUGGAUUCAAGUGUAACAGUGCAGCAUGGAAAUGCAUUGCUGACAUUGAUCCAAAUGAAAGGAAUGCAUGGUCUGGUAUAAUCCAUUCAUAUCCAAUUGAGAUACCUGUGUUUGAUUGUUGAAGGGAAAAAACAUAUUGUAGGUUCAA
Arachis duranensis is the source of this 1379-nucleotide messenger RNA. Its product is annotated as 3-ketoacyl-CoA synthase 7. The transcript has a single exon. Gene Ontology annotation, cellular component: membrane. The record is from RefSeq and is a predicted model, not a curated record. NCBI's taxonomy places the organism in Eukaryota, Viridiplantae, Streptophyta, Magnoliopsida, Fabales, Fabaceae. Gene Ontology annotation, biological process: fatty acid biosynthetic process. Gene Ontology annotation, molecular function: acyltransferase activity, transferring groups other than amino-acyl groups. The coding region runs from base 1 to 1353 and encodes 450 amino acids.